AUGGACAGAUACUUCUUGCCACUUAACUCAACCUCUGUUUCUGCACAAGUCCCUCACAACACCACAGUUAAUGUCAACGCCACUGUUAAACAUUUUAGCGUGUUUGAUGGCUGUGAGCGGUACUUUGAGGGAGUUCUGUUUGACCUGACCAUACAAAUCGUCAAUGUAAUCGUGGGAAUACCUGCCAACUUGCUUGUCAUUGCAAUUCUUGUCCACAAUCGCAAAGAACCGUCCACUUCAGACCUGUUCCUGGGUUGCUUGGCCUUCAUGGAUGCCUACUUUGGCACCAUGACCCCCCUCAACUUUUUAAAUCUUUACAUCUGGCAUAGCAAAGAGGUCUGGGCAGCCGUUAAGUUUUCCUUCGGUGUUAAAGACACCAGCGGCCCACUGUUUCUUUCUUGCAUCUGCCUGGAUCGAUUUGUGGCAGUGCUCUUCCCGAUCACGUUUGGGCAGCUGAAACCCAUCAAAUACAGAUUAAGCCUCACACUUCUGGUUCUCUGCCUCACCGUCGCCUACUCUACAGCCAAGAUGGUGGGCGGUUUUCCCAACUUCGAGAAGGUGUUCACCGGCGAGGUCCUUGCAACUUUUACCUGGAUGGUGGUCUGUAAUGCCAGCAUAUUAUGGGUCCUGAAGAAAUCUCGUGGCGUCGGGAAAGACGACAUGCAUCCCAUGAAGAAGAAGGCUUUCAACAUGGUGCUCUCCAUCCUCCGUAUCAUUAUUUUCAACUAUUUGCCCCUUGUUGCACUGUUUCCGUUUGAAGAUCAUUACACCCCCGAUGUGUUUCGUUGCUAUGUGCAGCCCGUUGGCUUUGCUUUUCUAAACAUUAGCAGCACUAUCCAACCACUUGUCUACUUGUCCCGUCUGGAGAAGGUUCCUUUCCUUCCAGAUGCUUGCAUUAAGAAGUUCACUUCCUGCAUCACCACAGAAAAAAAUAAAAAUAUAUCCACACAAAAUCCAUCAGCUUAG
This is a messenger RNA of Gambusia affinis (western mosquitofish), 966 nucleotides long. RefSeq names its product G-protein coupled receptor 183-like. Gene Ontology annotation, biological process: phospholipase C-activating G protein-coupled receptor signaling pathway; positive regulation of Rho protein signal transduction. The record is from RefSeq and is a predicted model, not a curated record. Gene Ontology annotation, cellular component: membrane. The coding region runs from base 1 to 966 and encodes 321 amino acids. Lineage: Eukaryota; Metazoa; Chordata; Actinopteri; Cyprinodontiformes; Poeciliidae. Gene Ontology annotation, molecular function: G protein-coupled receptor activity. The transcript has a single exon.